AUGAAACAGAUUGAAAAUAUAAGACUAAAACAAAUCAUAAAGCAAAAUCAAACUACUAAUAGUGUUUCGCAGUUCUCGGUUUCUCCAACUUUAUCAGUGACUCCACAAAAGCCUAUUAAUGAUCACUUUGAUGACAAAAAACAAGAUACUCAGGUUACAGCACAAA
Entrophospora sp. SA101 is the source of this 166-nucleotide messenger RNA. The record is from the annotation of a GenBank genome assembly. NCBI's taxonomy places the organism in Eukaryota, Fungi, Glomeromycota, Glomeromycetes, Entrophosporales, Entrophosporaceae.